AUGGUUGCGGACCCAGCGAUUCCUGCGGAAUCCAUUGAGUGUUUCAAAGAGUUGGCCAGGUGGGCCUUGGAAACUUUGAGGGCAGAUGAGCACCUUUUGUGCCGAGCUGCGUGGGAAGUUGCAGCUGUUGCCUGUGCUUUAGCCAGUUUGAGCAAGCAGACGGGACGCCCAGUUGCCAGCUUCGAUGACUUGACCCUUGGUGAGGUUGCGCCGAUGGCUGGGCAAGGCGCAGGUGAUAUCCUUGCCCUUGCUGGCACAGAGGUUGGUGCAGUGAAAGAACGAGAAAUGAAAUUGGUGUUUGGAAUGCUCUUGAGCCAUCUCAUUGGCCCGGACAAGGAGAACUACAAGGAUCACCAGCUUUGGCUGAGCAGGCUGAAGGAUGACUUAGAGAUGCUUUUUGUUGACCUGACAGGUGCCUUUCAGUUUCCCGACGCUGAUCAAGUAGCCAUGUCGGCAGUUGCUAGCUAUGGGAUUGCUUUGCGCUGCGCCCCCUCGAUUCUUCAGAAGCAGCCUGCAGAUUUCAAUGGUGGCUACUGGCAUUGGCAGACCGAGAGAUUUCCAGAUGGAUGUGUGUCAAUGAUCGAUGGAUCUACGCAGCCGCAUGCCAGCAAAGUUCCCAAACCUUCUGCAGACCAGAUGAGUUUCAAUGAUGGUUGUGCUUUCAGCCUUUGUCGAAUCACUUCUGAUUCCUCGACUUCGUGGUGUGACACGGGCUUGGGAGCUGAGAAUCAUGAAGUGACUAGUGGCACCGCCCCAAAAAUGUCUCAACGAGCUAAGCAUCGAAGAGAUAAGGGCUACAAUAGGGCAGGGCCCGAGCAAAGUUCUCGCUUUGAGGAGAUUUUGAGCACGGAUGGCCGCACCAACAGGGACACAGAGAUCUUUGUGACGCUGGGCCAGAUGAGUGCUUACAAGUUCAAGAAGGUUGGCAAUGUGAGCUCUGGUGGUGGCCGCAGAGGCGUGCUGAUGCAGAGCAAGAACAAGGGCUUCUUCUUGGUGGCGCAGCCCAUUCUCGAUCCAGUCUUGCAUCUCAAGGUCAAGGCCGUUUCAAACAAUGGCAAGAAGAUGGUGAAGGCUUUCCUCUCCAGAGUUGGCAAGAGUGCGUGUCGCAUAGUGGCUGAAGCCACUUUCAGCCCAGGGCAUUCCGUUGCCAGUGCUGUGAAGGAUUUGCGCUCCCAGAUCACCAAGCGCUACACCAACGUCGAGAUGGAUUGUAUGAAGAUCUACUAUUCAGGAUGCGAGAUCAGGAAGCCGCAUGUCACCUUUUCCUUUGCACAGCUCAAGGGACUGAGCAUUGGUGAGAUUAAGAAGGAAGCAGUGGGAUCCAUUUUGUCAACUUUCGCACCGCCACAAAAUGAGGAUCUCCCCCGUGGUGGGCAAGUGGAGCCUGCCGUGGAUCCACGGCAGCAUGGUGGACAGCUUGUGGCUGCUGAACCUAAGCCACAGCGGUCGAAGAAGCGUCAGGCUUCAAAACAGUUUGGCCCAGGGGACCUGAUUCGUCUACAACAUGGACUCCGCCGGGCAGUGCAGUCCAAUUGCGCUUGCAAGAUGUCGACUUGUCGCAAAGCUUUUCGAGAUCCUGCACGGUUUGAGGAGUUGGUGAAAUACCGUCUUCGACUACGAGAAAUGCACAAGAUGGACAUUGACAAAGAGGUAUUCGCUAUGUUGAAGCAGCAGCGCUUCAACGAGAGAUGCGGCGUCACUUUAUUGGGGGAGGCUAUGUGCCACAGAGCCUUUAGGCUUUUGGUUGGCAUUUCUAAAUCUCGAUUGCAACGCUUGCGGAAAGCCAUUUUGGAAGGGGCUGAAUGCUGUCCACACGAUCGCCGCUAUGUCCCCAGGAAGGGAUUGUGGCUGCACAAGAACAAGGCCAGAGCGGCAGUAGCAGAGUUUCUGAUGCAGUGCUACCAUGUUCAGGCUGAACCAAUGCCUGAAGCUGCCAAAGAAUCGGAGAUGAAAGUGGGUCUCAAGCCGGUGAAGCGGAGGGGCAAACGCCCGCGAAGUGCUUUCAAAAAAGAUUCAACAGAACAUGGCUACCCUGACACGGUAAAGUUUCUGCCGCCGGGCACUUUGGGUGAUUACCAUGAACAAUGCCAGCACGAGAAUCCCAACAUUAAAAUUUCCCGGAAGACCUUUUGUCGUGCAUCUCGGCCGUUCAUUCAUGGCGCUGAGGAAUCCUUUUUAAAGUGGUUUGAACUUGCCGUUUUUUUUAGUGAAAUCUUGCUCCAGCUGCAGGUAUGGGAAGAGAGUUUCAGAGACAUGUUGGUGAUCCGUGCGAAGACCCAACAUAGUAAGUGCAAUCAAUGCGUGAGAUACAAGUUGCUGAUAGCCAAGCUCCAUGACAACCCAAUGGCCAAGAAGGAGCAGCUGGAAAGAUUUCGACUACACCUUGCUCGCCAGUACGAGGACCGCGUUGCCUACUGGAACCUUCGCGGCCUCAGCAGAUUGCGGCAGCUAUCUGAUAGUCGGCAAGUUGUUUGCGUGGCAAUUGACACAGUUGACCACUCCAAGUUCGUGUUGCCGAAAUCUUUGGCAAUGCAGGCGAAAGAUUUCAGUCAAUUCCUGAAGCCUUCUUUGACAGUGACAGCCUCUUUGAUACAUGGGGUGGCUUGCAUCAUCCACAUUGCUGAGCCACACAUUUGCAAAGAUUCUUCCUACACCACGGAGAUCGUAGCCCACACGUGCAAGAUCAUUUCAGAGACACAGGGGAUCUACAUGCCACAGGUUUGCGUACAUUUUUGUGGAGACAAUUCGUCUCGAGAGCUCAAAAAUAACUCUGUGUGCCGCCUCCUUAGUGGACUUGUCUCCGCUGGCCGAGUGAGGGUGGCCACUCUCCAAACAUUGGAGAGUGGCCACUCUCAUGAGGACAUCGAUCAGAUGUUCUCUUCCCUUGCAGCUUGGGUAAUGGGCCAGAACGAGUUGCACACCACCAGUGACUUUGAAAAUUCAAUUUCUCAGUGGUUGGCACUUCCCACGACCCGGCCAACAGAGCCAAGAAAGCUGGUGAACCGCAUCCACCAGGACAUGACCGCUGCUCUGUCGAUUCAACUUUCUGGGACCGUGAUGAAGCAGUAUUGCAGCGACGAAACUUACAAGAGCACCAAGAUUUUGCACUUGCCGCACGCAGUGGUUCCGGAUGCGUCUUUGCUGGUUCCUGACGGAGAAUUCCCGUACAACAUGGAUCGCGCAGCGGACCAGUUAGAGCGGAUGGCUCGAGGUGAUUUUCUUAGGGAACCACCUUGUGCGGUUGGGUUGUUUCUUGGCACACUGUUGUUCGGGCCUGGCCCCAUGGUUGGCCCAGCAGGCUUGGCGCGACGACCGAUGGGAGUUGAUUUGAACCCGGCCAUCAAAAUUGCAGAGGAGGCUUACCAGGUCCAGCAGGGGCCUGCAAUUUGUGAUGACUUGAAGUCGUGGCAGGUGAUCAUGUGUGAUGGGCAGGCGAAAGCCAGCACGCAUAAUGACAUGCAUGCGUACUUUGCAGCCAAAUUCUCAACACAGGACCAGUUGCUGAUGCUCACGGAAUUGAUCGUCGUUCAAGGGUCAGAAGCCUAUAUGGUGUUGCAGCUCCACUUUGCCAGCUCGGGUUUUAUUGCGCCUCCAAGGUUUCAGACUGACCCAAACCUUGGCGGUACCGAAAAAUUGCUGGUGGGGUUGCCACCAGAUGGAAUGAUGACCAAGCGGACAUCUCUGACCGCAGCAGACGUGUCACCGUGCGCCCAACAGAACUUGGUUAACCCUGGUGGACUCAUGUUUGUGAAAGGAUGGACGCGCAGUUUUGCUGCGAUGUGUGUGAUGCUCGCCUGCUACGAAGUUUCGGAGCUGUACCAGGUCACUUGGAGUGAUUCACGGCACAACACGGAUGGUGGCAUGACGCUGCAAAGCACAUCGACAAGGAGAAAGCCCAACGCUUUCAACCUUUGUCAUCAAAUGCGUCUGAUGGCAUUGGAUCAAGUGGAUGAGUUCGAGGAGGUUUGGCAGGAUGCAGCCAGCCUGCAAUCUGCAUAUGCCCUAGGGGAGAAGGAGUCAACUGCAGCUUUCAAUCUCCUGAGGGAAAUUGAUGCAGAUGCGGUCCAGCGCUUGAGCAAGCUUGUGCAGAAAUAUUCCAUGGGCAAGUUCAUCACACAUGACGCAUUGGCUGGAGGGUUUCUGAACACUUCCUUCAACGGAGGCACUGGAAGUUUCGGUCCUUGGGAGCACGAGCUUCAGAACACUCCCGAAAUUGUGGGACUAGUAGUGCAGAGGUUGACAUCGGAUUAUGAAAAAGCCAAUCCCAAAAUGCGGAAGACGUGGACGGCCAAGGAGACUUUGCAGCGUGUUUGUGCAGCUUGGGUUGCUGCACUGGAAGUUCUGCAGACAAAAGUGCCAGAACAGUAUCUGGAAGAGGAACGUUCGAAUCUGCAUAGCGCGUUGAGUGACCAGCUGCAGUACAUGAGUAGCAAGCAGUCUCUGGCUAAGAUGGAGGCAGACAUAGCAAAGUUCAAUGUUUGGUCCACAGAGCUCCAGGAUCACAACAACCGAGAAGGGCAUUUUGAUGUCCGAUACCUCCAUGAAAGGUUUCAGCGAGGGAAAGGCAAAGUAGCAGACUUCAUGAGAACGAAUCAUCUUUUCACUGUGUGCGACAAUUUGCAGCAAGCACAAGCAGAGAUCUUGAAGUACCAGCAUUCUUUCGCAGACGGAACCCCACCGAUCACUUUGAUGAUCUUGGAUGCUACAAGCUGGCCUGCGCGCGGAUGUUUGCUGGAUGAAGCCAUCGAUGCUGCCAGCUCGUUGGCCAAUGGCAAUGAAAAUGCAGCGCUUCUGGUUUUGACCCCUGUUGUGCACAGCAACGUGGCCCAGCACGCCAUUGUCAAGAAACGCCGGCAGCUAGAAGACAAACUGUUUGCGUCUUUGGAAAUCCAGGAGUUGAGCCUAAACUUCGCCGAUCAGACUCACGGUGCUGACAAGCGGCGCAGGUCGCAGUUGUGUUUGCUUGGAACAAGCAGCGUGCACCAGAAGACUGCUUGGUCCAAGUCGAAAGCAUAUCUUGGCCUGAUUGGCCCCAUUGACAGGGCACGGGUCACUGACCUUCAGAAUCCAGAUGACAAGCCGUUGACACCUGCCCACCGAGUGAUGCAGAAAGGAGUUUCCGGUGUGAAGCAGAUCUUGGAAUGCUUGGUGGAUGGCUUGGGAUUGACCAAUGGUCAGCCACCGAUGGUGAUCGACUUCCUUCCAACAAGGUUUGGAGAAUGGGGUAUGGCUGCCUGGUGUCUCCAGAAACAGGCUUUGGAUGGCACGCCCGGCCCAGCCAUUCAUUACAUGGGAAUGCUUCCCUCUGAGAACGAUGAUGAAUUCACCCACCGACUUCCCAACUUGAUGUCUGGCAAGAUCAUGCAAGAAUGGUGGGACAACACUGCAGAAGCUGGCCCGAAGAGAAGGAUCCCUGAAGCCGUUGAAGAUGGAUUCCGGGGUGCUGAUCCUGCCAUCCUCCGCAUGUUUGAAGAUCUUCAGGUCAAAGUCAGGACCCAUGUCUUUUCCGAGGAUUGCGUGAUGACAAUGGAAGCUCUUGAAGCUGAUCAUGAGUUCUUGGGAGCCACGACAACCGUAUGCAACAGCGAUGUGAAGAUCUAUGUCACCAAAGAUUUUCGAGUCUUUUUGUGCAACACUUCUGACAAUGAUCUCCGGAUGUCGCCUGGUGAAUUGUUCGGGUUUGGCCUGGGCUCCUUUUCGGAGAAAUUGGCAGGAGUUGCUCGGUCUUCUGGGAAGGAUUGCGUUGCCUGGCUCUUGGGUACCGAUGCGGACAUGGUGGUUUGUGCUGGCAAUGACGGCAAAAAAGCGUUGCCGUUGGCUGAGGUGGUAUGUGGUGCAGCGCGCGACUCCGGGAUCAUGGAGGUCCAAGUCUGCGACUAUGAUCUCACCCAAGCCGUGCAGGCUGAUGGAACUGCGAGAGACUUUCGCUACACGGUGAACGCGAAGCCGAAGAUCAAUUGCUUUACGCCAAAGGCGCUGGAAGAGAAGGAUCUCCAGGAGGAGGAAGUAGCUCCACCUGCGCCCAAAAAACCUAAGCCGUCCCAGACCCGCCUGAAAAAAGAACCUGAAGGAGAUGAGUCGGUGGCACCUUCCUCAACCACAUGCAAGAAACGACCAGCAAGUGCCAAGCCUAAAAGUGGAGCUGCUUUGAAACGCCCAGCAAGUGCGAAAGCCAGUGCCAAGGCGGAGCCUAAACCCAAGACCGCAGCAAAGAAAAGUGGGAAACAAGCGAAGGCUGAGUAUGAGGUUAGUGAUGGACCCGUGCGCGCUUACAAGUCACUGUACAAAGAGUCGAAAGCAUGGGGCAUCAAAAUCAAAGGCAAGAACCAAGUCAUGCAGGAAGCUGCUCGUGUUGCGUUCGAAGAGAGAAAGACCAAGGCCGAGGUAGAGACUUUGGUCGAAACGUUGCAGCUGGAAGCUGUGGCCAACAACUCCAAGCAGGAUGCUGCAGCACCUUCAGAGCCAAUGGCUGCCGCUGCUGAGAUCGCAUUGGAAACAGACGCCCAUCAUGAAGAAGGCGAAGAAGAGAAAGGUGAGCAUGACGAUGAGGUCCCAGUGGGAGCUGGACAGGAUGUCGACUGA
Cladocopium goreaui is the source of this 6582-nucleotide messenger RNA. NCBI's taxonomy places the organism in Eukaryota, Dinophyceae, Suessiales, Symbiodiniaceae. The record is from the annotation of a GenBank genome assembly.